UUGGAACAGAUCAGUCGGUCUGGGCUGCGCUAGGGUUCAAUGCACAAACAAUGGCUGCUGCUCCCGACCCUGGCUCUCCACUUCCUGUUGACCCUUCACGUGCUCCUGCACCUGGUUCUCCUUCAUUACCUGCCGGCCCUCCCAGUGGAAGAAAGAAAGUGAAGAAUUUAAGGGUGAAGUUAUCGGUUGUUGGUGCUGCCGUAGCGACUUUUCUAGCAGCUCUUGCAUUACUUUUCUGGUGUUGCAAAUUGCGAAAUAGAAAAGGUAACCUUAGAAAAUUCAUGGGUCCAGAAAGGCCAGAUCUUGAUGACAAAGGCGAUGAUGAAUCACUGUUCUUCAGUUUUACAAGCAUAGAAGUUGCCACAGAUCAUUUUUCUGAUGAAAACAAACUUGGUCAAGGGGGAUUUGGUCCUGUCUUCAAGGGUAAACUGGUCAACGGGCUAGAGGUUGCAGUUAAAAGAUUAAAUAGAAUGUCAGGACAUGGAAUUGAACAAUUCAAGAAUGAAGUCAAAGUGAUCUCAAAGCUGCAACAUCGAAACCUUGUUAGACUUUUGGGCUCCUGCAUUGAGAAAGAAGAGCGUUUAUUGGUAUACGAGUACUUGCUGAAUAACAGUCUGGAUUCAGUACUUUUUGAUGCAGCAAAGCGGAAUAUAUUGGAUUGGAAAGGAAGGUUAAAAAUCAUUGAAGGAGUAGCUCAGGGGCUUUUGUACCUUCACAAGUAUUCUAGAUUAAAAAUCAUCCAUAGAGAUCUGAAAACGAGCAAUGUUUUAUUGGACGCGGACCUGAAUCCCAAAAUUUCAGAUUUUGGAACCGCCAGAAUAUUUGGAGAGAAUGAGAUGCGCGGAAGUACAAUGAACAUUGUUGGGACAUAUGGUUAUAUGUCUCCUGAAUACGCCAUGGACGGGAUUUACUCUGAGAAGUCCGAUGUAUUUAGCUUUGGAGUCAUGAUUCUUGAGAUCAUAACUGGAAAGAAGAACACUUCUUUCUAUGAUUCGGAUCGUCACCUAAACUUAAUAGGACAUGUCUGGGAUCUAUGGACAGAAGGAAGAAUUCCAGAAAUCACAGAUUCUUGUUUGGAUGAAACGAUCUCAACAAGUGAAGCACUAAGAUAUGUUCACGUUGGUUUAUUGUGUGUGCAAGAAAAAGCAGCAGAUAGACCAACAAUGUCGGACGUGGUAUCCAUGCUCCUCAAGGAAUCAAUGGUUCUUGUCUCUCCUAAGCGACCGGCUUUUGCUGAAAUUAUGACUCUUAACAAUACCAAGUUACCGGAAUAUCCAGAACUUUGUUCUUUGAACGAGGUCACAAUUUCAGAUGUGCAGGGUAGAGAUUAUCUCGAUGUUCAUAACGCAGCUCGUGCCCAAGUUGGUGUUGUCCCGAUAGCUUGGGACGACACGGUGGCUGCCUAUGCACAUGACUACGCCUAUCAGAUUAUAACCUACUGCAAUUGGACGCGAUCUGGGGGCCCUUAUGGUGAGAACUUAGCUGAAGGCAGCGGAGACUUCACGGCCGGGGAUGCCGUCAAUCAGUGGGUGAGUGCGAGGCAAUACUACGAUUACGACUCCAACGCAUGUGCUCCAGAAACGGAGGAGUGCGGGAACUACACUCAGUUGCAGGCUGCUGCUUCUGGCCCUUCAGUUGCUCCCGCAUCUGGCUCUCCUUCAUUUCCUGUUGGCCCAUCACCUGCUCCCGCCCCUGGUUCUCCUUCAUUUCCUGUUGGCCCUUCACUUGCUCCCGCCCCUGGCUCUCCUUCAUUUCCUGUUGGUCCUUCACGUGCUCCUGCCCCUGUUUCUCCUUCAUUACCUGCCGGCCCUCCCAGUGGAAGAAAGAAAUCGAAGAAUUUAAGGGUGAAGUUAUAUGUUGUUGGUGCUGCCAUAGCGACUUUUCUAGCAGCUCUUGGAUUACUUUUCGGGUGUUGCAAAUUGCGAAAGAGAAAAGGUAACCUUAGAAAAUUCUUGGGCCCAGAAAGGCUAGAUCUUGAUGACAGAGGGGAUGAUGAAUCACUGUUCUUCAGUUUUACAAGCAUAGAAGUUGCCACAGAUCAUUUUUCUGAGGACAACAAACUUGGUCAAGGAGGAUUUGGUCCUGUCUACAAGGGUAAACUGGUCAACGGGCUAGAGGUUGCAGUUAAAAGAUUGAAUAGAAUGUCAGGACAUGGAAUUGAACAAUUCAAGAAUGAAGUCAAAGUGAUCUCAAAGCUGCAACAUCGAAACCUUGUUAGACUUUUGGGCUCCUGCAUUGAGAAAGAAGAGCGUUUAUUGGUAUACGAGUACUUGCCGAAUAACAGUCUGGAUUCAGUACUUUUUGAUGCAGCAAAGCGGAAUAUAUUGGAUUGGAAAAGAAGGUUGAAAAUCAUUGAAGGAGUAGCUCAGGGGCUUUUGUACCUCCACAAGUAUUCUAGAUUAAAGAUCAUCCACAGAGAUCUGAAAACGAGCAAUGUUUUAUUGGACGCGGACCUGAAUCCCAAAAUUUCAGAUUUUGGAACCGCCAGAAUUUUUGGAGAGAAUGAAAUGCGCGGAAGUACAUUGAACAUUGUUGGGACAUAUGGUUAUAUGUCUCCUGAAUACGCCAUGGACGGGAUUUACUCUGAGAAGUCCGAUGUAUUUAGCUUUGGAGUCAUGAUUCUUGAGAUCAUAACUGGAAAGAAGAACACUUCUUUCUACGAUUCGGAUCGUCACCUGAACUUAAUAGGACAUGUCUGGGAUCUAUGGACAGAAGGAAGAAUUUUAGAAAUCACAGAUUCGUGUUUGGAUGAAACGGUCUCAACAAGUGAAGCACUAAAAUAUGUUCACGUUGGUUUAUUGUGUGUGCAAGAAAAGGCUGCAGAUAGGCCAACAAUGUCGGACGUGGUAUCUAUGCUCCUCAAGGAAUCAAUGGCUCUCGCCACUCCUAAGCGACCAGCUUUUGCUGAAAUUAUGACUCUUAACAAUACCAAGUUACCUGAAAACCCAGAAUUUUGUUCUUUGAACGAGGUCACAAUUUCAGAUGUGCAGGGUAGAUGAUUAUUUCUUGGCCAGGCGUAUAUUUUCUUGCAGGGUAGAGAAAGGUGGGAAGCCGGCUGUAUCCUCAAGUUAGGGGCGGCCACCGGAGAAAAUCAGGAGAUGCCAAAGGAGCAUGCGUAGGUGAAGGGGUUGAAUUUAGUUCUGCAAGUUAGGUUGUUAGCUACUUGUUAGAAUUGUUCUAUAUUUUUGGUCUUUUGACUAGUUUAACUAUCUUUGAUUUUCUAUUAUCUUGUUAAGAUUAUUUAGGAAGUAUUU
Molecule: messenger RNA, 3254 nt
Organism: Coffea arabica (coffee)
Lineage: Eukaryota; Viridiplantae; Streptophyta; Magnoliopsida; Gentianales; Rubiaceae
Source: RefSeq, a predicted model, not a curated record